UUGAAAUCACUGUUUGAGUUAACUCUCAGAGCCACUGUACGAGCUGACUUCUCAUUUGUAGCCGUUAUAGUCCUUCGGUAGAUACACUGCUUUGUGUCAUACAUUCACGGACACAGCAUAUUAACUAGUUUUCAUCUGUCCACUGUGUGGUGAAGAAAACUUGAGCUUAUUUAAAUUAACCGUUAUGGCGACUUCUACCCCAAGCCGUGAAGCUGGCCGCUUGGCGGCCUCCACACCUCUCUCCCCGACCCGGAUCUCUCGCUUACAAGAGAAACAGGAUUUACAGCACCUGAACGACAGGCUGGCCGUGUAUAUCGACCGUGUGCGGGCAUUGGAACUGGAGAACGAUCGGCUAAUGGUCAAAGUGUCUGAGAAAGAGGAGGUGACUACUAGAGAGGUGACAGGUCUUAAAUCUCUGUAUGAGGCAGAGUUGGCCGAUGCUCGACGGGUUUUGGAUGACACUGCGAAAGAUAGAGCCAGGCUACAGAUAGACCUUGGCAAAGCCCAGGCUGAACUGGAUGAAGUGACUCGCAGUGCCAAGAAGAAGGAAAGUGAUCUUGCUGCAGCUUUGUCCAGGGUCAAUGGUUUGGAAGGCCAGUUGAACAAAAGUGAAGCAGCUCUUUCUACAGCUUUAGGCCAGAAUUCUUCUCUGACCUCUGAGCUGGCUGAUGUCAAGAACCUGUUGGCUAAGGCAGAGGACAGCCAUGCUGUUGCGAAGCGACAGUUGGAGGCAGAGACGCUGAUGCGUGUAGACUUGGAAAACCGCUGUCAGUCACUGAGUGAAGAGUUGGAGUUCAGGAAGAGCAUGUUUGAAGAGGAGGUGCGUGAAUCGCGACGUCGACAGGAGCAGAGGAUAGUCGAAGUGGACUCUGGUGUCAGGCAGGACUAUGAGUUCAAACUGGCACAAGCUCUCCAGGACUUAAGAAAGCAGCACGAUGAACAAGUAUCUUUUUAUAAGGAAGAACUGGAGCAGACCUUCCAGGCUAAGUUGGAUAAUGCCAAGGUUUCUUCAGAGAUAAAUGACAAGGCAAUGAGCACAGCAAGGGAGGAGCUGCAGGAGUCCCGUACAAGAAUAGAGGGUCUUGGAUUUCAGCUGAAUGCACUGCAGAAGCAGCUGGCUGCCUCAGAGGAUCGUAUUAGAGAGCUGGAGGAAAUUCUUUCAGCAGAGCGAGAAAAGCAUCGUCGUGCCAUUGAAGGAAAAGAACAAGAAAUGAGUGAAUUAAGAGACCGGAUGAAUGCCCAGCUCAGUGAAUAUCAGGAACUACUGGAUGUGAAGCUCGCCCUAGACAUGGAGAUCAAUGCAUACAGGAAACUAUUGGAGGGAGAGGAGCACAGGCUGAAGUUGUCCCCCAGCCCAUCCACUCGAGUCACAGUUUCCAGGAUAACAGGAUCUUCCUCCUCCCGCUCCAAGAGAAAGAGAGUUGAAGUGGAGGCUCAGGAUAUGUCCGAAGGGGAAAGAGGAGAGGGGCAGCUACGGUUUUCAGAAGAGGCCACAGCUAGUGGAGCAGUUACCAUAUCCCCUACUGACAUGGAUGGAAACGCAGUCACACUGACCAACGAUACUGAUCAGGACCAGCCACUGGGCAACUGGAGGUUGAAGAGACAGGUUGAUGACAAUGAUGAGAUAACCUACAAGUUCUCCCCAAAGUUUGUUCUCAAGGCUGGACAGUCAGUCACGGUGUGGUCUGCUGAUGCUGGUGUGGCCCACAGUCCACCAUCUGACUUGUUAUGGAAGAGCCAGGCGUCCUGGGGCACAGGGAAUGAAAUGAUCACCGUUUUAGUUAACGCUGAUGGCGAGGACGUGGCAAGUAGGAGAGUAUCCAAAACUCAGGUGGAAGUAGAGAACGGAGAGGAAGAGGAAGAGGUGGUGGAACAAACAGGCAAGGUGUCAUCCAGAGAGUGUGCCAUCAUGUAAAGCCUUUCAGUCGACAUUUGGUUUGAUGUCAUCUUUUUUUGCUCCAAGGCUACUCAGAUAUAAUUAUGUCCAUUGCAAUUGUUGUUUAAUCAUUCAUGAUAAUGUAAGACUUUUUGGACUAAUGGACUUUCUGAUUUCUGGACCCAUUUAUAUGAGUCACUUUUUAGACAUCAUAACCUAUUUCCCAUCAUCUCUGAACACACAAAGACAAUGGAUCCAAAUGCUUGGUCAAGCAGUGGGUUAUAGGAGAAAAGUUUAACCCCUUUUGAAAGUACUUCAGAAGUCAGUCAUUUAUUUCACUUAUGUUAAAUCACUCAAAACAUUUGGUUUCACUCCUCAUGUACAGGGCAGAUAUAUAUGGGUUGCAAAAAUGUGUUAUUGGAGUUACAGUGACUCUAAAAAGUUUACAUAUCCCUUGUCUCAUUUUGUAACAAUAAAUGAGGCCAAGAAAUAUUUUAACUUUUUCCACCUUUAUUGUAACAGUAACAUACACAUUUAAGUUGAAAUACAACCCAAAUAUUUUAGGGGGAAUUGGUAAAAAAAAUAUUUUGAAAUUAGCAAAAACCUGGUUGCAUAAAUAUGCACACCCCUAGACUAAUAUUUUAUUGAAGCACCUUUGAUUCCAUCACAGCAAUCAGUCUUUUUUUGUACAAGUCUACCAGAGAAACCUGUCCAGACCUUAUAAAAUUUGCCCACUCUUCCUUGCAGAAGCUCUCAAAAUCUGUCUGAUUACGAGGGCACUUUCUGUGCACAGCCCCCCUCGGGUCACCCCACAGAUUUUCUGCAGGAUGUUCAUCUUCUUCUGGUGAAGCUGUUCUUUUGUUGAUUUAACAUCACAAAGUGGGACACACAACAGGAGUGUAUAGACUUUUAGAGCCCCCUCAGUUAAGAGUCAACGUGCUCAUAAAUGGGAUUUUGAUUGGAUAUAAGUUUUUAUUUCUUUUUUCAAAGGAUGCUCCGGUGCUUUAGUUGAACAUGGGUAUUGUCUGCUGUCAGCCCUGUUGACAAACAUCAACCAUGUGGCUUUAACAAAUGUCAGUAGUCAGUGUUUAUCUGUUCUGUCAUGUCAAUGUUGGCAUCUUGUUCAACUGCUAAUUCAAAUAAGAAAUCACAGGUUUGACAAACUUUUUAUUUUUUAUGGUCAGACACAAGAGAAAAUGCUGGCAUACUGGGAGUCUUACACCAAAGGUAGUAAACAAAAGAAAGUAUUGGUACCAGCACAGCUUAAUUUAUUUUUAACAUCAUAAGGCCCUGAUUUCACAAUCAGUGCAUCUCUACUUUUUCCAAAAUCAAUAAUUAAGGUCUUAUUUAUGACUUUUCAUACCUAGGAUUUGUUCAUGUGGUGACCCACAUUGAUUUUGCAUGGCAGGACAGUCACUUCUGUCUUGGCUAUUUUUUCAUUCCUCUGAAAUAUCUACAUUCAAAAUUAAAGGCAGUUUGGAAAAAAAUCCAGGCACACUGGAUUGUUGCAAAUCCUGAUCACAUUCAUGAGGCUGUAGUCUCACCUCCCGCUAAAUCAGCAACCUUGGUUAAAUGUUUUCUAAGAUGGUAACUGAAUAUUGUUCAUUUUGUUUCAUUUCACUUAAUAGAUAUAAAUAUAGAAUUUAAAGACAAAACAGUUGCAAUUUGACUGCAAAGUUUUGUAAGGACUUGAUUGGAGCCAUGUGCAUUUUUAUCUGCAGGUUCCUUGUUAAAAUUGCGAUUUUCAGCCAAGUGUUUGGGGCUAAAAGCAGCCUGCACGCCUCUUUAAAAGAAACACUACAGGUUUGCAGACAACCGUUUAUUUCAAGAAAGAGAUUGGUUAUCUUUUCAGCCUUUGUUCCAACUUAGUGAAAAUGUCUGACUCCAUUAAAAAGCCAAACCAAAAUGUAAAAUUUCGAAUAUAGGAGCACUCUUUUUAAAACAUAAAAACCAGAGGAAUAAGUUGUGAGCCAGUUGCAUUGGCAGUUGAUUCUCAGUAAGAUACAUUUGAGGGCCUUCAAGACAAACUAAUAUUUAAGAUCCUUAACAGUAAAAUCCCUGAGAGUACAGGAGAGUUUCUGUUUUAAAGAUGAUCAUUUUCAUGCUUUUCCUCUGACAUGAAAAAGUCCCUUGCAGUCUUCUGCCUCUCACUUACCACAGUACCAGUAGUAUGACUAGGAGCCAAAUACCAGUGGCUCUCAGUCUUGUUAGAUGUCUACUCUUUGUGAUCCAGGUCCUGAGCAGAACUUGCACAUAGAGUUGCUAGCCAGACCACUCUGGGAAGAAAUAGAGUUUGGGCAAUUUAUCAAGAUUACUGCCCUUGUUCUAGUUAUACAUGCACUGCAGGAAAAUUAAUUUAUUGAUUGGAGCAUGUCUAAUUGUUGCGAUAGGUGGAUGUAUGCCCCCCCUUCAGCUAGUUAGUACAGACCUCCUAGUUUACCUUACUGACAACACUGCAGCAGCUAACUAGUUGUAGGUCUAACAGUAAAAACAUUGACAAACCUUAUAGCUCUAUACGUUUCAUACAACUUAAUGCCCAGUUUUCAUACAAACAAAAUGAAACCUACCUCUAAUUUUGGUGAUAACUUAAGCCAGAGAGCAUAUGGCUCAUGUAAAGCUUAGCAUUUAUGCCAUUAAUAUUCAGCCUGAAGCAGUGGGGAUGUUUGUGAACAAGCCAGCUGUGCAUGCCUGCUCUUUAAUGUGAACAAUGGAAGUUGACUCCUGUUUGAGAGUUGAGUGAAAUUUAUACACACAUGUGAGUCAUAGGUCACAAUAUAGUUGCUAUUUUAAUGAAGCCAUCAGUUUACAAAUGAACAGCCAAAGAGCAGACGCUGAGCUGAUCCAAAUUAUCUGACUAAAUUAAAAGAGCCACUUCCACGACUACAUUAUGGAGACUGUGAGCAUGUGCAGAGUGCCUAGUUGAGUCUGCUCUACUUGAGACGUAUGCAAGUGUUCUGUUUUACAUACAAUUUAUGCAGUCACCAGGUAUCUCUGCUAGGUUAUAGUCAAAGUCUAGCCCACAUUGACCCCACACUCAAUGCAAAGUAGCGUCUGUGCUACACAACAAUGGCUGAAUUUGGCGACAGUUAUAACCUGUUGGGUUUGAUUUUUUUGUCUUAACUUGGUUGCUAUAUUUACAUAUUGAAAGUAGCCUUCUGACUGGCUGUCAACCUGAAAUAUAUCAUUGCCAGUGUUUUUUAAGUCUAUAGAUUGAACAGUGAAGCAAAACUUUGAACUUGUAUAAGAUGAAAUUGUUAUGAGUAACAUUUUCUCUCUCUGUAAUCCUCCAUGUUUGUAUGAGUGUUGCUCACAGCGUGUGGGCCCUUUGGGAAACUAAUUUUUCUUGAGUGUUUGUAUGCUGUGCUUUAAACCGCUAGUUAUUUUUCUAUAGAUUUUUGUCUGUGUAAUCAAUUUGUUGAAAUUAAAUAUAUUGUAUUCAUUCUUUUUAGGAUUAUCUUGGUUGAUUAAGGUUGACAUUUUAUUGACCUUAAGAGAAGACUAAGUCUGUUUUGGCUUUAAGUAUAUUCAUGGACUGUGACAGGGAUAAAAAUGUGUAUUCCUGUAAUUUUCUACUGAGUUUAAAAUCUUCCCUUGGUAAAAGCAGGAUGUCAAAUAUAAUUUUUUUUUAUUUUUUUGAAGGGGCAAUGGGGUUAAAGGAUCAGUGUUUCAUUACUAAAACCUUCAAAUUCAGUUUAUCAAUACUUUACAAAUUUUCAAAGGGACUAAAUAGGUAUUUUAUUUGUUCCUCUCAGCUCUCAUUGCAUAUUGGUAUGAAUCAUCCUUGUUUUUUGGUCACCUUUUACUAUAAGGAUUGUAAAAGACCUGUAUAUGAAAAAUGAAAUGUUCUGCAACAAUGUAGAUGUGACUAAUAGUUUAGUCGAGAACUUUAUAAUAGCCAAGAUUUAACCACUGAAUUUGAGGGGGGCGGGGAUGUUUUCAUGUGUUUUACUGUUGCAUUUAUUUCUUUUUUUACACACAAUAAAUGUUUUACAUAUA
Messenger RNA from Cheilinus undulatus (humphead wrasse), 5872 nucleotides. RefSeq names its product lamin B2 (gene lmnb2). Bases 185 to 1915 code for a protein of 576 amino acids. The transcript is spliced from 13 exons. The record is from RefSeq and is a predicted model, not a curated record. Lineage: Eukaryota; Metazoa; Chordata; Actinopteri; Labriformes; Labridae.